CCGUGGUGCUAUGGGGCUAUGACACAGUCACCCAUAGGCCCCCACCUCGCUUCUCUCUUCUCUACACUGGGCUCUAGGUCUGGCUUUCCGAUGUUGCCUCAUUUCCUGUGAGGAAAGAGCCAAGCUCUGUCGGCAGCUGCAGGGAUAUCUGCCCACCAUGGCCCCGGUGCUGAUCCUCCAGCUGCUGACCCUCUGGCCCCUGUGUCACACAGACAGCACUCCGUCUGUCCCCCCAGCUUCAUACCCCAAGCCAUGGCUGGGAGCUUGGCCAGCUACGGUUGUGACCCCUGGGGUCAACGUGACCUUGAGGUGCCGGGCACCCCAACCCGCCUGGAGAUUUGCACUUUUCAAGUCUGGAGAGACCGAUCCCCUUCUCCUCCGGGAAGUGUCCUCCGAGCUGGCAGAGUUCUUCCUGGAGGAAGUGACUCCAGCCCAAGGGGGAAGUUACCACUGCUGCUAUGGGAAGCCAGACUGGGGACCCAGUGUCUGGUCCCAGCCCAGCGAUGCCCUGGAGCUGCUGGUGACAGAGGAGCUGCCGCGCCCGUCGCUGGUGGCGCUGCCCGGGUCGGCGGUGGCUCCCGGCGGCCGCGUGACCCUGCGCUGCGCGGGCGGCCUGCGGAACGUGAGCUUCGUGCUGUACCGCGGGGACGUGGCGGCCCCGCUGCAGUACCGCGACUCCGCGCAGCCCUGGGCCGACUUCCCGCUGCCGGGCGCCCGCGCCCCCGGCACCUACAGCUGCUACUACCACACGCCCUCCGCGCCCUACGUGCUGUCCCCGCGCAGCCCGGUGCUGACCGUCCGCGCCCAAGACUCCAGCUCCUCCGACUACACGAGGGAGAACCUGGCCCGGCUGGGGCUGGCCGGUCUGGUCCUCAUCUCCCUGGGCGCGCUGGUCGCUUUUGACUGUCGCAGCCAGAACCACGCACCUGCUGGCGUCCGCCCCUGAGCCCAGGGGCACUGCAACCCCAGAAGACUUCCAACCUGAGUGGCAGAGAAGCCGGGACCCUGGGCUGGACUGUCCUUUCCUGUGGGAGAUGGGUCAGCGUCGGGGGAGAAACUGUAGGGAAAGGAGCAGAGGCCUCCGGAAAAGCGGGAGGCUCUGCACAGCGUAUCUUGAAGGCAGCUGUUCUCGCACCCUGAGGCCGAGGGCCAGGAGUCUUAAGUUUUCAGCCUCCUUUGUUUCAACUUAUCCAGAAACUGCCCUUUCCCACCCCCACCACCCCCGCCUGUGAAGUCCUUGAAAGGGGAACUAUAGAUGUUAAUUCCGCAGACUGUUUGCUCCAGGCUUUGGGCACGGCGCCCGCACUCAAUAAAAGCAAGCUGCUUCUGCUUUUCCGGGCGGGGCAGUCCCUUAGCCGCUGUUAAACUGCAUACCUGUCUCUGAGUGCCCAUUUCAUCCGUCUGGGGACAGACCCGCACUUUCCCGCAGCGGCGGGGCCCUGCGGAA
Saimiri boliviensis boliviensis (Bolivian squirrel monkey) is the source of this 1447-nucleotide messenger RNA. Lineage: Eukaryota; Metazoa; Chordata; Mammalia; Primates; Cebidae. The record is from RefSeq and is a predicted model, not a curated record.